AUAGUCUUACAUUACACCAUUCUUUAGAGUUAUCCAUCUCUUUCUCACACUAUAUAGCUUUUAGAUAAGAGAAAAACGAAGUAUUAAUAUAAACUUGCGAAAGAAGUUCAACGCGCGCGAAAUAUGACAAAUAAGGACAACAUAGAUCCUGACUCAACCUGCUUAUCAUUAUUUUUUGUUCACUCCUGAGUCACUAAAUCACACCCUGAAUAUCUAUAUGUAAAUAUUGAAAAAUAGGAUGUCUCCCGUUAUCUUUUCCUCUUUCACUAUAGAUCAAUCAGAAAAUUUAUUUUUUUUGUCAGAUAUAAGAAGUUUAUUUUUAUUUCUUUUACCUGCAACUGUCUGCAAUGAUAACUGAAUGUCUAAUAUGUUGAUAAUGAAUGUUUAUUAUUUUAAUUGUAUCAAAAUUACUGUCAAUGCUAUGAAAUUAUAAAUUGUUAUACGAUUAAGAUAAGUGUUUUCAAAUAAUCACACCAGUACAAUUUUUAUCGAAUCAAGAUAUAAGAUGUUACUGCAGAGGCUUUAUCGUGUUACUACAAACUAUAGAAUUUUACAAAGAAUUGUAAAUAAAAAUAUUUAUUCAGUGCAUCAGAAGGAAAGUGGUAUACAAACUAUCAAGAAGCUAUGGAUGAUGUCACCAUUCAUCACAAUGGGAAUGUGGGGAUUCAUAAAGAGCAAAGAUGUGGCUGAAACACAAAUUACAGCAAAAGAGGUUCUUCUUGCUAAAGUAGAUGCACUCUUUGAUCAAGGAGACUAUAAAAGUAUAUACAAUCUUUUGUCAAAAUAUAAGGAUAGUAAGGAUGUUGAUAUCUUGUGGCGUUUAUGCAGAGCCAUUUAUAAACUGUCUGAAAUGGCCAGCGAUGUUGAAGCACGGAAGUUAAUUUAUGAAGGAUAUGAUUUGAUAUGUAAAGCCCUCGAUAUUCAAGAAGAUCAUUAUGCUGUUCAUAAAUGGAUGUCUAUAUUCCUUAAUAGUAAGGGCACUUUAGAAGGCACAAAAGCACAUAUUAAAGAAUUGUACAACAUUAAAAAACAUUUGCUAAGGGCAUCAGAAUUAAAACCUACUGAUGCAACGACACUUUAUAUGCUUGGAUGCUGGUGUUAUGAGAUUUCAAGUUUAGCAUGGUAUCAACGAAAGAUAAUAUCUGUUGUAUUUGAAGAUCCGCCAACUUCGUCUUUUGAAGAAGCAUUGAUGUAUCAUGAAAAUGCUGAGAAAGUUGAUCCAAGCUUUUACAGUCGUAAUUUAUUAAUGUUAGGGAAAAUAUAUCUCAAACUAAAUCGUAAGGAAGAUGCACUAAAAUAUUUGAAGAAGGCUGCUGAAUUUUCUGCCAAAACUGAUGACGAUCAGAAAGCGAAACAAGAAGCGCAGAAAAUAUUGAGCAGUAUUUAAAGACAUAGAGAAUACAGUUAUUGAAAAAGUACAUUUCAAUAUUUUUAUACUAAUUUUCAAGUGCAAAAUAAUACAUGACUUGAAUUUUGAUACAUUGAAUAUUAUUAUUAUUUGAGAGAGAAUAAAAUUUAUAUAUUAUGUAUAUAUUAUUUUCAUAAAAUAUUGUUGAUACUAUGCAUGAUGUAAUUAUAUGCAUAUGUAAUAUA
Molecule: messenger RNA, 1593 nt
Organism: Cataglyphis hispanica
Lineage: Eukaryota; Metazoa; Arthropoda; Insecta; Hymenoptera; Formicidae
Product: regulator of microtubule dynamics protein 1-like
Exons: 5
Coding region: 506-1387 (293 amino acids)
Cellular component (GO): spindle microtubule; mitotic spindle pole; cytoplasm
Molecular function (GO): microtubule binding
Source: RefSeq, a predicted model, not a curated record